Molecule: messenger RNA, 1543 nt
Organism: Orussus abietinus
Lineage: Eukaryota; Metazoa; Arthropoda; Insecta; Hymenoptera; Orussidae
Gene: Snap29
Product: synaptosomal-associated protein 29
Exons: 3
Coding region: 148-954 (268 amino acids)
Biological process (GO): synaptic vesicle fusion to presynaptic active zone membrane; synaptic vesicle priming; exocytosis
Cellular component (GO): plasma membrane; SNARE complex
Molecular function (GO): SNAP receptor activity; syntaxin binding
Source: RefSeq, a predicted model, not a curated record
CAGUGCAGCAUCGCUAUCUGCAAAAACUUACGAGUCUCCGAGAAUUGGACUUUCUCCUCGGAAUCGUGACACCAUUAAUGAAUUCAGACACAUUUGGAAAAUAGACUUAACUCCUGAGGACUUGUCGCAAUUAAUUUGCCAAGGGAAAUGGCGAGGAACAAUUACCUGAACGACCCAAAGAAUCCUUUCUUUUCCCUGGAGGAUGACAUAGACGAUGAGACGUUUUUAAGAAGCGCUCCUGCGAGACCUGCCCCGACCAAUUACUCUUCUCAUAAUCACUACGCUAAUUUUGAUAAUGACCUUGAGCAGAAGCAUCAACAAUUGUUGGAGCGUAGAAAAGCUAUCGAAGAUCGAACCAUUCAGUCUUCAAAGAGAUCAAUUUCUCUCUUAAGGGAUUCCGAGCAGAUCGGAGCGGCGACUGCUGAGGAACUUAUCAGACAACGGGAACAGCUGGAAAGGACGGAAAAACGGCUCGAUGAUAUUAACAGCACGUUACGGUUCAGUCAGAAACAUAUCCAGGGAAUAAAAAGUGUUUUCGGGAGUCUUAAGAAUUAUCUGAGUGGCAAAUCGGUUGAUAUUCCUGCAUCGUCAUCCGUUGGCUCUAAACUACCAGAAUCCACAAGUACCGACUCGAUGUCCUCUCCGACUUUGACUAAGUCUUUGGAACAAGUGCAAACUAAUUUGUCUUCAAAUCAUCCAUCUUUGCGGAUUCGGGGUUUUUCGGAUGAUGAAGAAGAACCUAAGCCAACUACUAAUAAUGUCUCUGUGGUACUAGAACAAAAUUUAGAUGAAAUGAGUGGAUCUUUGGCAAGGCUAAAAGGCCUAGCGAUUGGCUUAUCUGAAGAAAUUGACUCACAAAACGAUUUAAUAGAAAAUCUGGUGGAUAAAUCUGAAAGAGCGGAUAUCACGAUGCAAAAACAAAACAAAGACAUUAAACACUUACUCAAGAAAUAAAAGAAGAUGUCGUGAAUCAUGUGGAGGCAAUAGUCAAAUUAAUCAAGAGGAAUUUGUUUGUUUUGGGUGCAACAAGUAGUAGAGUAAAUGAACGAUGCAUUCUCUUUUUUAAAGAAUGAGCUACUUACUAAAUGUGCAAAAGUAAAUUCAAUGUACAAGUUGUUAUGGAUUUCCUGCAGUGAUUAAUUUAUAGUAGCGAGGCGUAACUAUCAGAAUUUUUAACGAUAAUUAAUAAAACUUAAAAUGAACUGAUUACAAAAACAAGAACAGCAGUCAUUGCAAUCUUAUCUUGGAGAGAAUGUACUCAUUUUGUUUAAUUAAUUCCUCAGUGGAUAUAUAAAACCAUUCUACAUUUUGAUUUAAUGUUUAACCACAAACUAUAAAGCUUAAACUUGUCCCAAUGUCAGUAUAAUGCGUUACAAUCUUGUAAAUAUUGUUAUUUCCUAUUUCAUAUAAAAAAGUGAAUGUAAGCUAUCGUGAGUGUACGUUUCAGAAGCGUAAAUAGUAUCUUUAUAAGUGAAGUGUUCUGCAAGGGUACGUUUAUGUGUAAUAAAUAUAUCAUGAAGUUUUUAUAGGUAGAGACAAGACA